GGGAAAUGGAAGACUUCGAAGGAAACGAUGAAGAGGAUCAGGCAUGCUGGAAUAUUACGCAGGACGAUUCCUACACCGUAUUGACCGGAAAAUACGAAUCAAUGAAUCCUGAUUAUCUCGAAGACGAUGACGACGAGCAGAAUGAUUUUUUAGAAAAAUAUCUGCUGUCGAUGAGUCCGAUAAUCGAGAAAAACACCAAGGAUCGAGGUGAAAAGGGAAAGAAGGGAACGUUGAGAACGAUGCCAAGAAGACUGCAUGACGUCAGCGUCAAGUGCAGCGAUUCGACCGAGGAAAUAGUCGGAUCACCGUCGGAAGUUGCCUUGCGAUUGAACGAUGCAAUCCAGCAUUAUUUACCACGGAGGAAGACAAAAAUCGAGAAAGAAGUGAGCAAGGAAGCAGCUGUUUGUCUGGAUGAGGAAUUCGGAAAAGAUGAAGAAUCAGUGGUGAAUAAUUGUCCCGACGAGGAGCCACCUUGCCCUCCUGCACCUCCUGGCUGUCCGGGAACCUACGAUCGAAUUCGUAAAAGAAACGUUCCGUGCGCCGUUGCACCUACCAUACGCGAGAUCGCCCUUGGCAGAAGAGUGCCGCGUCCACAGGGAGGCUUAUCGACCGAGAAUAGCUACGAGCAGAGUUAUAGUGCUCAGCCGAUCGACAAAGUUAAACCCAGUGGUGACAGGGAAAGUUGUUGCUGUUCCAAAAAGAAGAAACGGGAAGGCAAAAAAUCUCCACCACCUCCUCCAAAAUCUUGCUGCACUUCACGGCCGACAAAAUCUAACAAAAAUGUAACAUUUACACUUUGA
Diprion similis is the source of this 800-nucleotide messenger RNA. RefSeq lists its product as uncharacterized. NCBI's taxonomy places the organism in Eukaryota, Metazoa, Arthropoda, Insecta, Hymenoptera, Diprionidae. The coding region runs from base 6 to 800 and encodes 264 amino acids. The record is from RefSeq and is a predicted model, not a curated record. The transcript is spliced from 7 exons.